UUAUUGGCUUAUAUGGUCAAGAAAUUGACAUUCAUUCUUGUCUAUUUCUGACCUUCUACACAUAUUCUGCAAUUAAACAAACGUACAAAAGUGUAGAGUUCUUUAAAGUGAGAGUCGCUUAAAGAGUUUCUGGAGAUGAGCAAACAACACCGUCCACACAAUUUCUGUUCUCUAAAACGCAUACGCAUGUGCUUACAACAUCAGAACAAGAAAGCGCCACUUGUUUUUGGAGCUAUUUAUAGGAUCUGAGCAAAAGAAAUACACCUCAAGUUAGAGAAUUUUCUGUAUUUCCAAAGCUUCCCAUGGCUUACCAGGCUCCCCUGCUUCACUUUCUCUUGUUUCCUUUAAUGGCACAAGGCCACAUGAUCCCAAUGGUAGACAUUGCUAGACUGCUGGCACAACGCGGUGCUAAAAUCACCAUAGUCACCACACCUCACAAUGCAGCCCGUUUCCAAGCGGUCCUUGCUCGUGCCAUAGAGUCUGGUCUUUACAUUAAUCUCAUCCAACUCAAGUUUCCUUCUCAAGAAGCAGGUUUGCCCGAAGGAUGUGAGAAUUUUGACAUGCUGCCUUCUCUGGGAUAUUCGCAGAAUUUCUUUAACGCGAUGUGUAUGCUGCAGCAGCCAGCAGAAAAGUUGUUCGAAGAGCUUACACCGCGGCCAAAUUGCAUAAUAUCUGACAUGUCCCUACCUUGGACACUUAACAUAUCUCGUAAAUUCGACAUCCCAAGGAUUUCCUUCCAUGGAGGAAGCUGCUUUGUCCUCUUAUGCUUGCACAACAUAUUUGCCUCCAAGGUUCCUGAGAACAUAAGCUCCGACACUGAGUACUUUGUUGUCCCUGACCUGCCUGAUCGAAUCGAGGUUACCAGAGCUCAGGUACUAGGACCAUCGUCUCCGAGUAUGACAUCCUUCCUUGAGAAAACAAUGGAAGCUGAGAUGGGGUCUUAUGGGGCGAUCAUGAAUACUUUCGAAGAGUUGGAGCCGAAAUAUGUCAAGGCAUACAAGAAGGCAAGAAACGAUAAAGUAUGGUAUAUUGGCCCGGCUUCCUUAUGCAACAAAGACUACUUGGACAAGGCUCAAAGAGGUAACAAGUCUGUUAUUGAUGAUCAUGAGUGCCUCAAGUGGCUUGAUUCAUGGGAACCAAGCUCUGUGGUGUAUGUUUGCCUUGGAAGCUUGUGUAAUCUUACAACUCCGCAAUUGAUAGAGCUUGGAUCAGGCUUGGAAGCCUCAAACAAGCCAUUCAUUUGGGUUAUAAGAGGAGGGAGUAAAUUAAAAGAGCUAGAAAAAUGGAUUAUAGAAGAUGGAUUUGAGGAAAGGACUAAAGGAAGAGGCCUGCUGAUCCGGGGUUGGUCUCCGCAAGUACUAAUCCUAUCACACCCAUCAAUUGGCGGGUUCUUGACUCAUUGCGGAUGGAAUUCUACUCUAGAAGGAGUAUGUGCCGGCGUUCCAAUGGUUACGUGGCCGUCGUUCGCAGACCAGUUUCUUAAUGAGAAACUAGUUGUGCAAGUUUUGAAAAUUGCUGUAAGUCUUGGCGUGGAGAAUCCAACUAAGUGGGGAGAGGAAGAGACGAUGGGUAUUGAGGUGAAGAGGGAAACUGUCAAGAGUGCUAUAGAGAGACUAAUGGAUGAAGGAGAAGAGAGCAAAGAGAGAAGAGAAAGAGCAAGAAAGCUUGGAGAGAUGUCUAAGAGAGCUGUGGAAGAAGGGGGUUCUUCUUACCUUAAUAUGACAUUGUUUCUUGAAGAGAUCAAUCAGCUAGGAAGUUAACAUUAUCAUUAUCAUCAAAAUGGAAUAUGAAAUAAGAAAAUGCAAACUUUUUUUCUCGCUUGAUUAGUUAAAAUUGUCUGUUUGGUAGCUUGUACUUUAAGAUCAACUUGUGACAUUUUGCAUUUCAUAUAUAGAACAUA
Messenger RNA from Morus notabilis, 1900 nucleotides. Its product is annotated as UDP-glycosyltransferase 73C6. Lineage: Eukaryota; Viridiplantae; Streptophyta; Magnoliopsida; Rosales; Moraceae. The record is from RefSeq and is a predicted model, not a curated record. Gene Ontology annotation, molecular function: UDP-glycosyltransferase activity. The transcript has a single exon. The coding region runs from base 303 to 1760 and encodes 485 amino acids.